AACACGUCACACGUGCGCGCGCCGCGCAAGACUUAGCCGUGGCGUGGUGCGGGUCUUGUCUCUCGAUUGCCCACCCAGGCCAGCGUGAGCUCUGCACAACUUUGGCGCGCCCGCAGGCUUCUCACCUUUCGCGCGAGGUCGCGCGCGUCCCGCCUCGGGUGGGCGGUGCGUUGACGCGCGUGUCCGCGGCGCGUCACCGCCAGCCGGAUGAGCCGACGCGCCGCGGACUUGUCGUCGGGCCGGCAGAAGGACAAGAAGAAGAAGAAGGAGGAUGAGAAGGAGGACGGAGACGAGGAGGUUUGCUUGAGGACGGACAGUGGGGGGGUGGAGAGGAGCAAGAGAAGCGAUCGAUCGCCGGCCGGCCCGCAUACAACAACACUCCACCUGCACCUCCUUCCCCCUCGUGGACACAACACCCGCUCCUCCAUGAGCGCAAGAGCUUCUCUUCUUUUUCAUCUCCUCCUUUCUGCCUCCUCUCCUCUUCUUCUGAGAAGGAUGUGAGGGCAAAAUGUUUGUCCUCCAGAUGUGCGCCGCCCUCUGCGUCUUCCUGCCGUCGGCCUAUCGGGCCGAUGUGACGUGCGACGCCAUCCUCGGCGCGGCCGCCGAUGCCUCCUCCGUCCAAUCGCUGGCGUCCACCUGGAACGAGACGCAGAUGCUGAGCAACGCCAGCGUCCAGCCGACCGGGGCGGAGGAUGCAUAUUGCGAGGCAUCACUGGACGGCAUCGGCACCUGCUGGCCCCGCAGCCCCGCCGCUCACAUUGUGUCCAUACCGUGUCCCAAGAUUUUGUACGGCGUCCGAUACAACACCACUAACAGUGUGUACAGGACGUGCCUGUCCAAUGGGACCUGGGCCGCAAAGGGGAACUAUUCCAUGUGCACGGCCAUCCUGAACCAGGAGAAAAGGGGCAAGAUGCACUACCAGAUGGCGGUGAUCAUCAACUUCCUGGGUCAUGUCAUCUCCAUGUUGGCGCUGCUGGUUGCCUUCUUCCUCUUCCUGUGUUUGAGGAGCAUCCGCUGCCUGAGGAACAUCAUCCACUGGAACCUGAUCAGCGCUUUCAUCCUGAGGAACGCCACGUGGUUCGUGGUGCAGCUCACUAUGAGCCCGGAGGUGCACGACAGCAACGUGGCGUGGUGCCGGCUGGUGACGGCUUCCUACAACUAUUUCCACUCCACCAACUUCUUCUGGAUGUUUGGCGAAGGAUGCUACCUCCACACCGCCAUCGUGCUCACGUACUCCACCGACAAGCUGCGCAAGUGGAUGUUCAUCUGCAUCGGCUGGUGUAUCCCGUUCCCCAUCAUCGUGGCCUGGGCCAUCGGGAAACUUUACUACGACAACGAAAAGUGCUGGUUCGGGAAGCGGACGGGCGUCUACACGGACUACAUCUACCAGGGUCCCAUGAUUCUGGUUCUGGUGAUCAACUUCAUCUUCCUGUUCAACAUCGUCAGGAUCCUGAUGACCAAGCUGCGAGCAUCCACCACCUCGGAGACCAUUCAGUACAGGAAAGCGGUGAAGGCGACCCUGGUGCUGCUCCCCCUUCUGGGCAUCACCUACAUGCUCUUCUUCGUCAAUCCCGGCGAGGAUGAGAUCUCGCAGCUGGUCUUCAUUUAUUUCAACUCCUUCCUGGAAUCCUUCCAGGGCUUCUUCGUGUCCGUCUUUUACUGCUUCCUGAACAGCGAGGUGCGUUCGGCCGCCAGGAAGCGUUUCCACCGCUGGCAGGAGCAACACUCCAUCCGGGCGAGGAUGACGCAGGCCGUGUCCAUCCCCACGUCGCCGUCGCGGGUCAGCUUCCACAGCAUCAAGCAGUCCACGUCGCUGUGAAAGCUCGAUGAACUUAAAUCGACACCAAGCGUUAUCGGGGCCCUCGGGAUUUUGGAACGUGAGCGCAGAUGUACCGCAAGUCUCUCGUCCGUCAUCUUGCCACCGUGACUCGUGGUGACGGCCGCCCUGGCUCGCCGUCUCGCGUCACCUUCAUCGACUUUCCGCAAACUUUUGACACAUUCCGCACUUUCUUCCAAAGUCUUUUUAAUCGCCUUGGACACCUGCACGGCGUUUGUUUGGGAGAACACGGUGGUGUUGGGAAACGAGUGGAUGUGUUACUUUGUGUAACUGAGCUAAUCAUCAUCAGAAGAGGAAGAUUACGCGUUCUUUGUCGUGCACUUUUCCUUCCUUGGAAUGAAUGAAAAUUCCUGGUCGGCCAGUCGGGAGCCUCCAUGUAAAUAAGACGCUUUGAAAUCCUCCUUGGCGUGCGGUCUUCACAUUCCCACCUCGCCGGUUGCUCUGGAAAGCCGUUGGAGCAUUUUAUUUAGGGCGGAAGCUAACCAUUAUUUGAAUAAUCCAUUUGUCGCUUCAUUGGUUUUUUUUUUUUCGAUUAAACUGUGAAUCGGGCGGCCCGGCAGUCCAGUGGUUAGCAUGUCGGCUUCACAGUGCAGAGGUACCGGGUUCGAUUCCAGCUCCGACCUCCCUGUGUGGAGUUUGCAUGUUCUCCCCGGGCCUGCGUGGGUUUUCUCCGGGUGCUCCGGUUUCCUCCCACAUUCCAAAAACAUGCGUGGCAGGCUAAUUGAACACUCUAAAUUGUCCCUAGGUGUGAGUGUGAGUGCGAAUGGUUGUUUGUUUCUGUGUGCCCUGCGAUUGGCUGGCAACCGAUUCAGGGUGUCCCCCGCCUACUGCCCGAAGACAGCUGGGAUAGGCUCCAGCACCCCCCGCGACCCUAGUGAGGAUCAAGCGGCUCGGAAGAUGAAUGAAUGAAUGAAUGAAUGAAUGAAUGAAUGUUUAGAGGCUGACAUUUCAAUGAUUUUCAAGUUCUACAAGGUCUCUGAACGAUGAUCAAAAUGGUUGUGGAUUCAUCAAUUAAUGGUUGCACCUCUCAUGUCAAUACGGCGAAGCGAAAUGGAAUAAAAGCCCCGACGGCUUUCCACACGUUGCUGACUUCCUCCUGUUUUUGUCAUCAACACGCGUCUUGUGUAUUAGCUGCUGUUCGUUGUAUUUAUUGUUAUUUAUUUGACAGUUUUUUUCCCCCGGCAUGUCGCACCCAAAACUUGUAACUCGCGCUCACAAGGCCAAAAAUAUCUCUCACACCUACAAUUUAUGAUACACCCGAAAACUCGCCUUUCCCUCCAACAAAAAAAAAACGCAUAUAAACCCUCACACACAAACUACAGACAUACACUGACACCAAAAAUCUUUAACAGACUCCCAAAAACUCACCAUUCCGUUGUUUAGUGUGAGAGGAAUGUUAUGUGAGAGCAUAUUUUUGGACAAACGUGAUUUUUGGCCUGUACAGCACUUACCGGAUGCGGGUGCGACUUGCUGAUUGCGCUGACCAUUCCGACUGAAGUAGCGGGAUCCCGAGAUUUGUGGCACACGUGCGAAUUACAAGUUUCGUGCAUGGCAUGAAAAAAAAAAUCUGUUCAUGUCGUCCCCCUGGCUUGCGUAUUUUCCUACUGACAAAUAAAGUGUGUGUAGCAUUGACUCCAAACAAA
Hippocampus zosterae (dwarf seahorse) is the source of this 3480-nucleotide messenger RNA. It is a transcript of the gene crhr1, whose product is annotated as corticotropin releasing hormone receptor 1. Gene Ontology annotation, biological process: adenylate cyclase-activating G protein-coupled receptor signaling pathway; cell surface receptor signaling pathway. NCBI's taxonomy places the organism in Eukaryota, Metazoa, Chordata, Actinopteri, Syngnathiformes, Syngnathidae. Gene Ontology annotation, cellular component: plasma membrane; neuron projection. The record is from RefSeq and is a predicted model, not a curated record. The transcript is spliced from 14 exons. Gene Ontology annotation, molecular function: corticotropin-releasing hormone binding; corticotropin-releasing hormone receptor activity; corticotrophin-releasing factor receptor activity. Bases 509 to 1819 code for a protein of 436 amino acids.